AUGCUCCAGUUUAACAACGUCUACGUCAUCUGUUCGAUCGCCGCCAUCGGCGGCGGUUUGUUUGGCUUCGACAUCAGCUCCAUGAGCGGUGUCCUAGGCACUCAAGCUUACAAGAGAUAUUUUGGGAACCCCAAGUCUUACACCCAGGGUGGCAUUACCUGUGCCAUGCCCGCUGGAUCUCUCGUCGGCGCCUUGGCUAGCUCUUUCAUUGCGGACAAGUUCUCGCGAAAGAUAGCACUGCAAAUUUCAUGUGUGCUAUGGAUUAUCGGGUCCAUCAUUCAGUGCGCGGCCCAAAACGUCGGCAUGCUCUGUGCUGGGAGGGUAAUUGCGGGUCUCUGCGUCGGGAUUGCCUCUUCGAUUGUGCCAGUUUACCAGUCUGAGAUUGCGCCUAAAGAGAUCCGCGGGCGCGUUGUGAGCUUGCAACAAUGGGCUAUCACUUGGGGAAUCUUGAUACAAUAUUUUAUCCAAUAUGGAGCAGCCCAGGGAAUCGGCGGCGGUCCUGACGACCCUCAGCAGCCCACAGCAGCCUUUCGAAUUCCCUGGGGUGUCCAAAUGGUCCCAGCUCUGGUUCUCCUCAUCGCCUUGUUCUUCUGUCCCUACAGUCCGCGGUGGCUUGCCUCAAAAGAUCGGUGGGAAGAGGCCCUUACUGUACUAGGCCAGCUCCACGGUGGGGGAAGCACAAGUCAUCCCAAAGUUCUCGCUCAAUAUCAGGAGAUCCAAGAGGCACUUCGAUUUGAGCGUGAGGAUGCUGCUUCUAGCUGGAAGGCUCUGACCAAUCGACGAAUGCUUAAACGCGUUGUGCUAGGCAUGUCCAUUCAGGCCUGGAGUCAACUUUGUGGAAUGAAUAUCAUGAUGUAUUAUAUCGUUUACAUUAUGGAAGGAGCCCAAAUCGCCUCUCCUCUGUUGACAGCUUCGAUUCAGUAUAUUAUCAAUGUUCUUCUCACUCUUCCUGCAAUACUGUUCCUCGACAGGUGGGGCCGUCGACCACCGCUUAUCAUCGGCGCGUUUCUGAUGAUGUCGUGGCUAUUCAUCUCUGGUGCUUUACAACAGCAUUAUGGUCAGCCAAACACCGAGGAGACUCAAACGGACCAAAACAAGGACAUUAGUUGGAUAGUUAAUGGGAAGCCGGCAGUCUCCAAGGCGGUUGUCGCAUGCUCGUACUUGUUCGUCGCCACCUUUGCCACGACAUGGGGGCCAACGUCCUGGACAUACCCCGCCGAGAUUUUCCCAAGCAAGAUCAGAGCCAAGGCUGUUUCGCUCUCGACCGCAACAAACUGGUUCUGCAACAUGGUACUAGCCUUCGCUGUUCCACCUCUCCUUUGGAAUAUCAACUAUAAGAUGUACUAUAUCUUCGCGACUUUUAACGGGCUCGCUUUCUUCCAUAUGUUCUUUGCUGCAUAUGAGACGAAGGGAUACACCCUUGAAGAGAUGGACGACGUUUUUGACUCGGGCGUUGCGGCUUGGAACACCCGCAAGAAGGCUAGUCGUCUCGAGGAGCUUACAAAGGAGAUUGAGCAAGGCAAUAUCAAAGUUGAAGCAAAUGUAGGCCCGGCCACGACUUAA
This is a messenger RNA of Scedosporium apiospermum, 1563 nucleotides long. RefSeq lists its product as uncharacterized. Gene Ontology annotation, molecular function: carbohydrate:proton symporter activity. Gene Ontology annotation, cellular component: membrane. Gene Ontology annotation, biological process: carbohydrate transport; transmembrane transport. Bases 1 to 1563 code for a protein of 520 amino acids. The record is from RefSeq and is a predicted model, not a curated record. NCBI's taxonomy places the organism in Eukaryota, Fungi, Ascomycota, Sordariomycetes, Microascales, Microascaceae. The transcript has 9 exons.